Molecule: messenger RNA, 1387 nt
Organism: Corylus avellana
Lineage: Eukaryota; Viridiplantae; Streptophyta; Magnoliopsida; Fagales; Betulaceae
Source: RefSeq, a predicted model, not a curated record
AACAAGUUCUGUGCUGACAGAACGACGUCGCAUUGUGAAAGCGGUGUAUACGAAGCCAGAUCCCUCACCCAUCUUCAGAACGUUUCGGCACAUUGUGAAAGCGGAAUUUCUGUUGAGCAUCAAAUCUGCUUAUUUCUCUUUAGCAGAUCGAGCCAUUUGUACAUCAGAUCGGCUUCAACUUUUCUUCCUCAGGCAAUGGGGCCUAUGCAAUUUCAGUCGGUGGAAGGAAGUAACUAAACUAUUGGAUGAGAUGGUGGAUAGGAAAAUCAUGCCAGAUUUGCAUACAUUCAACAUAUUGGUGGACACGUUUGGUAAAGAGGGGAAGUUGAAAGAAGCAAAUGAAGUUUUUGAUGUGAUGAUUCAGAGAGGCAUAGAGCCUGAUGAAGUCACUUACUGUUCUUUGAUUGACGGUUACUGUUUGCAAAAUAGAAUGGAUGAAGCUGUCAAAGUAUUUAAUACGAUGGUUCGAAAGAGUUGUUCGCCUUCUAUUAUUAGCUAUAACAUAUUGAUCCAUGGAUAUUGUAAAAACAAAAGAAUUGAUGAGGCAAUGAGUCUUUUCCGUGAAGUGACUAUCAAUGGCAUGGUUCCCGAUGUUGUCACUUACACCACUCUUAUAGGCGGGUUUUGCCAAGUUGGGAGACCUAAGACUGCACUAGAGCUAUUCCAGGAGAUGCUAGGUUGUGGCGAACAUCCCGAUGUCCAAACUUAUGCUAUUUUGUUAGAUGGCCUGUGUAAGAAUCUACACUUUCCAGAGGCAAUGGCAUUGUUUCAAGCGAUGGAAGACAAAAAGUUAGACCUUGAUAUUGUGAUUUACAACAUCUUGAUUGAUGGUAUGUGUAAUUUUGGGAAACUUACAACUGCAAGAGAACUUUUUAAUACUCUUUCUACCGAAGGCUUUCAAGCUAAUGUUCGGACUUAUACAAUAAUGAUCAAAGGGCUUUGCAAGGAAGGACUAUUAACUGAAGCGAGGGAGCUAUUUGAGAAAAUGGAGGAAAAAGGUUGUCAACCUAACCAUAUCACAUAUAACACAAUCAUCCAAGGGUUCUUGCAUCAUAAUGAGACUUCAUGUGUAGUGAAAUAUAUCCAAAUGAUGGUUGACAAGGGUUUCCCUGUAGAUGCGACCACGGCAACCAUUUUGAUCGACUUGUUGACUACUAAUCUGGCAGAUAAAACAUUACAAGAUUUUUUUCUAAAAUAUGUAUGAAGCUUUAAUGACAAAAGUUCAUAUUCUAACUUUUAUAGAGUCAAUAUGUAAGGUACAAACAUAUAUGUUGUUAGUCAUUAAGGUAAUAUUUCUCUUCUUGUCUUUUCAACUAGUGUAAUGUACUGCUAGUCUUAUUCUGUUAUCUUAAACUUGUGUUGUAAUUAAAAAAAUUUUCUUAAAUAU